Orbicella faveolata is the source of this 1823-nucleotide messenger RNA. Its product is annotated as protein LEG1 homolog. NCBI's taxonomy places the organism in Eukaryota, Metazoa, Cnidaria, Anthozoa, Scleractinia, Merulinidae. The record is from RefSeq and is a predicted model, not a curated record.
CUAAGAUUAUGCAGUGAGUCACGCUUACUCAUCGCUGAGACAUUUUUGGAGAAAUUCUAUAGAACCAACCCACAAGAAAAGUUUUUCAGUUACAUCUUCUUCGUAAGCAGUGUGACAAAGUACCAUGACUUCUCUGAGCUGCUUCGCCGUACUUUUAUGCGUAGCAAUAAGCCAUUUAUCCACUCCUGUGUCAUCCCAAGAUCAUUAUCCGCCGGGUUGGUGGGACGCUCCAAGCUCCUUAGAUGACUUCCCUGUGGAGCAGAUAGAUAACAAAACCAUGAUAAUCGUCAAUCCCUGGGAUUAUCUACAGAGAAUGGGAAUUUUCAAGCUAAUGGUGCAGACUACCCAGGGGUAUUUUAAAUCCUGGGGAUAUAAUAACACUGGGAACCUCCUCUGGGGGCUGCCGCUCCAGUUCGGAUGGCAAAUGACUUCUGGUCGACUCCGCGAUAUGGCUGAAACCCAGGGAUGCAACGCCAAGAGCCACUGUGUGUCGCCAAACAGUUGGUGGGCUGAUAUGAAUUACUACCUCUCUGUCCUACCAUUCCUCGGGGCUUUAAAUGCUGGUAUAUUCUCUCCUCUGGAGUAUCCUAUGUACAUUACCCCACCGGUUAAUGUGAGCGACAAAGUCAAACAGAAGUUCUGUACCAGUAUUCCAGAAUGUUCGAUGAAUCACCCCGAGGUUAUUCGCGACUGGACCGAGUUCUUCGAGCGAGUUGAUUCUUUUCAUCAUUCGUCUUCGCGCUUUGAUCCUGAUAAAGAUGUUACAGUAGCAUUGCUGUGGAAAGCACACACAACAUCAAUACUAAGAGCGCAACCUCUUUUCACCCAGGAGGUCAACCUAUUGUCAUUGCCUGAAAGGAAGUUCGGGGUGGGCUGGGCCCUACUUGUAGAAUUUAUCGCAGCUACACACUUUCAAACAAAUCUCAAUAACACCGCUGAACAGCAGAUAGCGUUACCGCCCAGAAUCUUGAAAAGCGAUGACAGAGUUCCUUUUAUCCCAGAUUUCACUCAAGCACAAAAUCGUGCUCUAUUGGCGAUCAAUUUUUUUCACAGUACAGAUGUCGACACAGAGGGGCUGUUGCUGAAGUUCUGGCGUAGAGCUAUGUGCUCUCCGAAGGGGCGCGCUAUUGGCAGGGACCUCCUGGAGAACCUCAUAGACAAUCCUUGGAUCAUUCCCAAAAAGCUCUUUAAACUCCUUUGGGGCUUGCUGAUAUACCCCUGCUAAACCCCGCAAGGACCCUCGCCAGGUAUAAGAUUCUGGUUCCACUGCUGACACUGUUGACUGUCUCUCAAAAGGAGUGCUAAUGAUGGAAGAAUAAGAUAGUGAACCUCAAAGUGGUGUUUUCAAUGCUUUGCUGAUUUGGAGUUGUAAACAGGCUUCUUCCUCUCACUGUCACGCAACGCCCGUACCGUAGGCUUUGGAGCACAGCGAACGAGUGUGCUGUGCUACCACUGUAAGACGUUUUAAACGCGUUUAUCCGAUCUCUUUUCAAAAGCAAAAUAUGCAAAAGUCACUAGGAGCUAGAUGGUCUGCAAAUGCCUAAUAAGCCUUGUGUUGUGUUCUUAAGCGGGGGGGGGGGGNGAGGGGGGCAGUAACUUGUGACGAGCUAACAUCUCUUUCAGGGGGAUUAGCAUCACGCCUAGAUUAAGACCACAACCACUCAAAUCACAUUUUUUAAAACACAGAGCAUCAUACUAACAACCCCGUUUUGAGGCAAAACUACUCUUGGGUAUAUUCUAGCUCAUUCUGACACUAACGUAAAAAUGACACUACCGGAGUGAUAAUAACAAUGUAGGGAACAAUAGAAGCCUAUAUCAAGAUA